AUGACAAAGAAGUAUGUAACUUUCAGUUUUCCAUAUAAUGAUCUAAGCAAAUGUAGUUUGGAAAAUGUAAAUGAGUAUGAAGAAUUCCAUAAUGAAAAAUUGACUAAGAAAAAUCGUACAAAUUUUGAACGAAUAAAAUGGAAUGAAUAUAAAACUUUCAAAAGAUUGAAGAAAUAUUAUCGAUGUAAUCGUGUAAAAAAACGUGAUGGAAAAUGUGAAGCAGCUCUUUGUUUAUUUGAAAAUACAAAAACAAAUGAUUACGUGCUUCUCAAAAAAAAUUCUGGACAUACUUGUAGCGAAAAGGAUGUAAAAAAAACUUUUAGAAUUAAUAAUGAAGAUUGUGACUUUGAUAUCAAUACUGAUUUAAAAAAUGAAAUAAAAAUUUUAUAUCAGCCAGAAAUGAAAAUUAAAAAUAUUGUAAAUGAAUUAGAAAAAAAAUUUAAGGACGUAAACGCCAGGAAAGUAACAGACUACUGUAAAUACUUAAAAAGUGAAAAUGAAAAACAACUCAAUUUGGCCAUACAUGAAUGGAUAAUUGGUCAAACAGUUGAUUUCAACUCAGCCGCAUUCAAUGUUCCUCUAAUAGUACAUCAUGAAAAAAAGGGAGAAUGUAUCAGAUUAUUUGUUUCAACAAAAAAAUUGUUAAAAAAUGCAAUUUGUACAAAACAUUUAAAUUUGAAUGGUAUCAAAAGACUUACAUGGCAGAAUUAUUGUAUUUUUAUUGUUGGUACUACAAAUGAUCAGGGAAAUUUUUUAGCGUUUGGUAUAGCAGUAUGUCCAAGAAAUGAAAUCGAAGAUUUUGAAUUCUUAUUUGAAUCAAUAAUUGUAGGUGUGAAAAAGUGCUUUAUUUUAAAUUAUUGCCCAAAACUUUUGUACAGGGACUCAAAUCUUAAUGCUGAAGUUGCAUUCUCUCAAAUAUUUGGGUACGAUAAAUAUACAAAAAUAUGUUGGCAUCACGUUAAAUCUAAAAUAUCAAAGAAAUUAGAAUAUCUUCUCCCAAAUCACCAUAACAAAAAGGAAAAUAUUUUGGCGGAUUUAGAUAUUUUGCAAAAAAGUGAAAAUUUAAAUGCUUUCAAGGAUGCUUUUAAUUUAUUCGAAAAUAAGUGGGCAAUUUAUGUAGAAUUUAUUACUUACUUACAUCAAGAAUGGAUAAGCGAAAAUUACAAUUGGUUUGAAGGAAUCUAUUCAGCUAUAAUAAGCAGUAAUAUGGCCUUAGAUUGUAUAGCAAAAGGAAUUGAGAAUGAUGAAGAAUUUCGGUCAAGAAUUCCAUUUUCACAAUUCAAAGUAAAACUUUACCAAUGGUUAAAGAAUUUAGAUAAUUUAGAAUAUAAUGAUUUAGUAUUAAAUUACAAUAUUCACAAGAAAAGUAAUUCAGAAAGCAAAAAUAUUUUUAACCACGAUUUUAAGGAAAAACAUUUUUGUGAAAAUAUACAGGAAACGAAUUCAAAAACAAAUAGUAAAAUGAGAAGGUGUAAUUUUCAAAGAACUAUUUCUCAAACAGAACAAAAAGAAAAUGAAAGCAAGCUAAAUCGGGUAUGGAUAGAAGAUUGUACGUUUAGUUCGUACUCUGAAGCGCAAAAGGCUAUUGCUUCUGAGCAAACUUGGGGCUUUUCGUUUAAAAACAAAAGUAAAGCUGGCGUUAAAAGAUAUUAUCGAUGCAAUAAGGUACCAAGAAGAGGUAAGGGUUGUAAUGCUUCAAUUUAUUUACUUUUGAAGUCAAAUUGUACUGAUGUUGUCUUGGGACGAUCCAACUUACCACAUACAUGUCAUAAACUAGUAUUUAAACCUCGGAAAUUGGAUGACUCUGUACGAAGUGAAAUAGAGCGUUUAACUGAAUUGAAUUGGAGACCACGUCAAAUAUUAGAAUUUUUUCAUAAAAUAAAUUUUACUCCUAUGCCAACCCGUGUUCAAAUCUCUAAUUAUGUAAAUGUUAUUAGAGAAAAAAAGUAUGGAAUAAUUAAUUUAAAUAGUGAGGAACUUGAAGUUUGGUUUAAAAAUAAAUCUGAGCUCCCAGUUAAUUUAUUAGAAAUGUUUAUUGUGUCUUAUAAUUUUAGGAAAGAAAAUUUUAAUUUUUUUGUUUCAUCAAAAAAACUACUUCAAAAUGCUAAUAAUUUGAAAAUAAUAAAUUGUGAUGGAAUUCAUAAAUUAGAAUGGAUUCAAUUCCCAAUAUAUAUUAUAGCAACAAGCGAUUCAAAUGAAAAAUUUAAUUGCGUACAAAAACUGAAAUCAUGUUCACAAGAACUGAAUCCAAGGGAUCAGCAUAGUGUCAAAUUCUUGAGGUUUGAAGAAAUUGUUUUAAGCGAUGAAAUUCGUCCAUAUUAUGAUUUAUUAAAUUUGUUAUUAAUUGGAAACGAAUCAUAUUGCAAGAGUGGCUGA
Messenger RNA from Condylostylus longicornis, 2376 nucleotides. RefSeq lists its product as uncharacterized. NCBI's taxonomy places the organism in Eukaryota, Metazoa, Arthropoda, Insecta, Diptera, Dolichopodidae. The record is from RefSeq and is a predicted model, not a curated record. Bases 1 to 2376 code for a protein of 791 amino acids. The transcript is spliced from 5 exons.